This is a messenger RNA of Paramecium sonneborni, 6883 nucleotides long. The record is from the annotation of a GenBank genome assembly. NCBI's taxonomy places the organism in Eukaryota, Ciliophora, Oligohymenophorea, Peniculida, Parameciidae.
AUGCUUUUUUUAUUACUGCUACAAAUAGUAUACAGUGGAUUAAUUGAAACACUUGAUUACUCUAUUAAUUAUCUGAACAUUGGUUAUACCACUUAAUUAACUUUUACUUUCAGACUUUAGAGUGGAUUGGGAAAGUCAGGUUAUUUAAGUCUUAAAAUCCCAUUCUAAAUUGAAGCUACAGUUGUAAGUACAGUUCCACAAGGAGUUGAUGUCAUAUAUAAUGAAGUUAGCACUACUGAUUGCAGUCCCAUUUCUAAAUUUCCUGGGGCUUUGUUUAAAGAUGGUGGUGGGUGGUACCAUGUGAAAUUUCUGAAUUUAGAUGGAGAUUCUAGAGCUUUAGAAGCAAAUACAUAUUACAAAGUCAGCAUAGUAUCAUAAACCCCUUUUAGCAAUUAAGUAGCAUAAAUUUUGACUCCAAUAGAAGCAUUAACAAUAUAAGAUUUCAAUGUAGUCAAUUGGAUAAAAUAUGAUUUCAAUAGAGCGUUUGCAUUGAUUGAAUUUACAGCAAUUCCUCCGGCAACAUUAAUAUCUAGUUUUACUCUUUAAUCUUCAACUCCAACAUUAUUAGAUUAUAGACAUUCAUUAUUAGUUUAAAUAACUCCAACAAUUCCUAUAGAUAGAAAGGCAAGAAUAGUAAUUCUGAUGACAGAUAAUGAUUAUUAAUUUUAAGGGGAAUAAUGUACAUCAGAAUCAUAUAAGGAUGCAAAUAAUACUGAUAUAGCAGCAUUGACAAGUUCAUAAUAUUCUUGUCAAAUAGAAAACAAUAUAUUAACUGUUCAUUUAUAUUAGUUAUUGAAUACAACUUUAAAAUUUAGUUUUAGUAUAAAGAAUCCAAAAUUUGUAAAAUUAGCUGGAGGAGGAUUUUAAGUUAUGACAAUGUUUUCAUAUGCAAAUCAAAUAGUAGAAUAGGUGAAAGUGUUGAAUAUUUUAUCUACUUCUGCUUUGACUUGGGGUCCCAAUAAUUAAAAUUUGGUGAUUCAAUUUUUAUGGGGAUUAUAAUUGUAAGAUAAAACAUUACCAUAACAAUUAAAAAUUAUAAGAGAUACUAGUUAAAAUCCCUAUUUUAAUUCAUUUAAAUUUUUAUUUUAUCCAUCAAGCACAACUCCAUUAAAUUUAAAAUUGAGAGUGAUAUUAAAUUUAAAUUCAGAUAUAGGAUCUAUGAUUUUAGAAGGAAGUUUAUAGGAAAACUUACCAUAAUUUGAUAAAAACCCAGUAUAUUGUAGUGUAACAAAAGUAUAGCCAAUGAAAAUAAUAUGUUCAAAUGUAGGAACAUUAAAUGUAGAGAGUCGUUAUUUUAUAGGAAUAAGAAUGUCAUUUCCAUAUUAGGCAACACCAGGUGAUCUUCCAGCAGAUUUUGGAUCAAUUUAAAUAGAAUCUUCUUCAAAUGGAAUAACAUAUGAUAGUAUACCUUUAAUUCCAUCCGGUAGAGAUUAAUUAGCUAGUUAUUCAACUUUGAAUAGCAUAGCAAUUAUAAGUUCAAAUAGUGGGAAUGGAUUUACAUUUGCACAUUCAUAGAAAUAUUCAGAUCCAUUUGCAUGUCCUACAUCUUCAUCUUUUGGUUUAUAAUAUGCAGAUCAUUAAUAAAGAUUAAUAUUUACAGCCAGACCUUAAAUUACUAGUUUUGCUCCCUCUGUAACUUCUAGAUCAGUAGGCUAUUAUUUAUAUACUAAUCCAAAAAUUAAAAAAGGAGAUACAAUAAUAUCAGCAGAGAGUCCUCUUUAAUUUACUCCUCCUUUAACAUGUUCACCUACUCCUGCAGGACAUUCAGCAGCAGAUUUUGUUUUUCCUGUUGAACAAUAUUAUGUUAAUGUUCUUAAUGAUAAUUCAAAAUAUACAGUUAUAAUAUUGACUCGAUUACAAAGUGGCAGUGCUACUUUUUAAAAUGUUUUUGGAGGUAAUGCUGCAAAUAACUUAUAUUCUGUUUCUAUUGGACCUGUUUAUAUCUAAAACAAUGGAUCCUAAUUUUGUAAUGAAGAUUUGAUUGAUUUUAUUGGAUUUACUGUUGAAUUAGGACUUGAAAGAAAGCCUACAGUUCCUAUUUCAGGAAUUAUUGCUGCCAAUUCUUAUACAUUAAGUGGAUUUAAUCAAAUGAAUAAUCUUUAUAUAUCUAUUUCCAAUUUCUGGACAGGAACUACCAAUAAAUUAGAUGGUUCUCUCUUUCCUGCUUUUAUUAGAGUCACUGGUUUCUUAGAAUAAUCUAUUGUUGAAAAAGCAGCUCGAUUAGCUAUAUUCUUUAAUAAUGUAUAUUUUUCUUGUAUCUCUAGUUAUCACCAUUUAAUGAAGAAUUAUCUCCUGAAGGUAAAUAAUAUGUAUCUUGUUCCUCUACUUUAAAUAAAAAAUAGAAAUGUUUUGGUUAUGUUGGUAGUGAUGAUUCAACUAAUGCUUUUCAAUCUGUCUAUAAUCUUCAUAGAAUAGAAUUCAUAUUAGAUGAUACAUUCUCUAAAAGUGGACCAGCAUCACCAUUUUAAUUAGUUAUUCCUGUAAGUACUGUUAGAAAUGUUAAUUAAUUGACUUUCUUCAUAGCUACUAUUUCAUCAAAUAAAGAUGAUAAAGUUUACAGUUAAUUCAUUUCAUUUAAAAGUUCAUUAAUUACUUAAACAAUGAAUGCUCCUGCUCUUAUUUUAGUUGAUCCUGUUAAUGCUGCUAUUACUAAAACUGGAUAGAGCUAUAAAUUAGAUCUUAUUAAUUAUGCACCAACAGUUGGAUAAUCAGAUUCAGAUGCUAAAGUAUAUUACGGACAUACGCAAGCUACUCCUGUUAUCUCUCCUAAUUCGGCAAACUUAUAAGGGGCAGCCUUCUUUUAUUAAGGUAAAUGGAAUAUGAUAGGACCUAAUUUCAAAACUAAAGGACUCAUAUUAAAUCCAGCCUUAACUUAUGAAUAAAGAUGUGUACCUUAUAAUUAUAAUGAUUUCUAUGGAUUCUUAUGUCCUAUGAUAGGAGAUACUGUUAUAACUUCCAUCUCUUAAUAUAUUGAAAUUGAAGGAUUUAAUUAUCCAGACAAAGGAGUUCAAACUCCUACUGGAGGUUAUUCUGGUUGGAGUGAUAAAAAUGGCAAUUUACAAUCAUAUUCUUCUGAAUCAGUAAGCACAAUAAUAGCUGGUAGAAUGCAAAUACCUUUAAAUAUAUUCCCAACUAUUUAAAGAGGCUAUCAAGAUUAGAUUGUCAAAUGGAUAUUUACAACAGUGAAUAAUAUUCCAAAAGAUGGAUAUGUUUCUCUUGCAUUUACAACUGGAUCAUGGCCUUUUUCAGUAUCAUCCUCAGGUUAUUGCUAAUUAAGAUCAAGUUCAGAGGCUAAAUAAAUUCCUCAUACAUGUACAAUAACCAAAACUGAUGGAGUUGAAAUAAGGUUUACUUUUUCUGCUUCAUAAGCAUUUCCACCUGAUACUUAUACAAUUGUUUAAUAUGGAAUUAAUAUGCCAGACUCAAGUUCAAAUGAUUAAACCUAUACUAUAAUUACAUAUACAAUUUUAAAUGUAAUCAUUGAUUCCACUUCAGUAGGAGCAGGAACUUUAAAAUUUAAUAAUACUCCUCUCAUUCCUAAAGUUGAAGUUGGAGAUGUUGAAUUUGAAAGAAUGAAUAAUGGUAUGAGAGGUUAAUUCUAAUUCAAAUUCAAAUUAAUAAACCGUGGAAUCUUAUUUAAUCAAUUCAUAAACUUUGAUAUUACAAUGAUUGCUUCAAGUACAGUGUCUAAAUCUCAUUGUUCUAUUUUAAAUCAUGAUAAAUCCUAAAAUUUUGAUUGGAAAUCCUUUGAAGGAAGUUCAUUCACAUUAAUAACAAUUAGACCUGUUAGUGAUUUAAAUCCAGGCGUUCAAUAUAUUUUUAGAUGUUUUAAUAUAAUGACUCCAAACAAUUAUAUUGCUCCUCUUGUAAAGGUUUUAAGUGGUUCAACAAUAUUAUCUCAAGGAACAGCUACCAAUACUCCAUUAACAUUUGAAGAGACUCCCUCUCUUUUAUCAACCACUGGACUUACAUUAACUAAAACUUAUCCAUUAGCCUAUGCUAUGAUUGAACUUAAACUAGACUUAGUAUUAAGCUAACCUUUUGACUAGAAAUCUACUAUUUAUAUUAACCUACCUUAUUAUUAUAAUUCUUUUGACAAUAAGAAAAGUCUGAGUUGUUUGAUGAAUGAUGCAGAUUCAUAUUGUUAAUAUGAUAAUGAAAGAACGAUUUCAAUAAAAUUAUUUACUCUUACUAUAGAUUCAUUUACAAUAAUAAAUUUGGUUAUAGUUGGAAUCAUAUAACCUAUAUCUACAUAUAAUGAUGAUUAAAUAUUUAUAAUGGUAGAUUAUGAUGAAAAUAAAACUACAAUAAAUGAAUAUGGAACUUUAAGUGAUGUAGCAGUCUCAUCUACAGUACCUCUAUCUCUAAUAAUUAGAGAUUUUGAAAUCUCAAAUAUUGGAAUUAGAACUGAAUCAUAAUAUACAUAUUAUUUAACAACUUUAGGAAAUAUCUAAGUUGGGUAAUAUUUAGUAAUUGAUCUUCCAUCAAAAGAUUAUGGUAAAUUAGUAUAAUUAAAGCCUCCUGUUUCAUGUAGUGGUAUUUUAGAAAGUGAUGGAAUAACUUCAAUAAUGUCAAAAUGUGAAACUUUAGGAAAUAGAAUUCUAUUACAAUUUGAAGGAGUUCUGUAAGCCAAUACAAAAUAUAUAGUAAAAAUAACUGGAAUGACCAACAUGGAGGCAUCAUCUUGCUUUAUUGGAUUACCUAUAUUUAGUUUGAUCACUUAAGAUAAAACUUAAAUCCAAUAAUUAUCCACUUAUGUUUAUGGCAAUAUUUAACAAUUUAAACUAGUAGCAGAUAAUUAAAUGAAUACAAUCUAUUGGAAAGAAGAAACACAGACAGAUAUUAAAUACACAAUUGAUAACAAAGAUGAAAUUUUAAGAUUGAAUUAUAAUGAGUUGGUUUUAAAACCAGGUUAAUACAGUUAAAUUAUUUCACUUGGAUAAAAAAAUAGUGGUUAUGAUAAAAAAUUGAGAUUUAGUAUCAAUUCCAACAGUGGUUUUUUCAAAGUCAUCAAUGAUCUGGUAGUAUAUCCAGGAGAUGGAAAGGCUUUAACAAGAAUAGGUUGUUCUGGAUCAACAAAUCCUUAAUCUUAUUAUCUGUAUUUUUCAAAGGAAGAAUCAGAUAUACCCACAUACAGUGAAGCUGGAAUUAUCUAAGUCAUGAUUACAACAGUCAAAACAGAAAUUACCACACAAUUUUCUUCAUAUGAUAUACCAAUAUUCAUGAAAUCCAUUCCUGUAUUAAUUGAUUUUUCUCAGCAUAUUCCUGUUGAAGAUUUAUUAAUUGAUUUUGAAUUGAUUCCUUUUGAUGUUGAAAAGCCUGCUGGAUUAAAAUUUUAAUCAACUUCUGAUACUAAAAUGAAUGUUUAAGUAACUUAAGAAAACCUUAAAAUUACCUUCAAUAUUGUUUCAGAUAUUGAAGUACCAGACAUUGAUAAAUUAGAUUCUAUUGAUUAUUAUUAUAGCACAUUACUAAUGACUUUCAGUGGCAAUUCAGCACCUUAUUAUUCUUAAUCACCUACUUAAACAAAAUUCAAAUUAGUCAAAGAUAAUACUGAUGCACUUAAAAAAAUUGGAUGUAUAUACGCUAUGUAAUUUAAUCAAUUAUCUGAUUAUUCUAAUAAAUAAAUUAUUACAUUUAAAUCUGAUUAAGAUUUGAUUAUUUAUUAUCAUGCAAUCAUGCUAAAUGGAUUUGAGAGACAAUUUGAUGAUGUUAAGUUAUUUUCAGAAAAUAAUACAGAAUUACGAUAUUCAGAUUACUAUUAAGAAUAAUUUGGGAUUGUUUAUUUAAAAGGAUAGAAUGAUUAUGUUUUAGAAUUAAAAAAAUUAAAGUAAUGUAUUAUUUAUUUUUAUAGGGCAAGAACAUGGUAUAAAAUUAAAAGUUGGGCUAUCAAUCUUUAUGAUAUGAAGAAUGAAACGAAUUAUGUGGAAUUCUUCACUUAAAACAAUGAUGGUAGAUUAAUGAAAUUGACAUUUCAUUUUGGAACUGAUUUGAAUAUUGAAAGUAAAAAAGCAAUAGCUUGUUGGCUCUGUUAUUCAUUAGCCUAUCCUUGUUAUAAUGUAUUAAGCUUCGAUGCAAUAUUUUGCAGUAGUGCUAUUAAUAAAGAUUUAUCAUAUAAUUCAACUGGUGUGUAUUCCUAAUAUAAAAUGCUUGAAGAGACUGAAACUAAUACUACUACAGAUUAAGAAACAACAGAUGAAGGAAAUUAAAAUGAAGAGGAAGUAGAAAUUGGAAUUGAAACAUCUGUUUAAUAUUAUUUCAUUCCAAAUUAAGAUUUACCUAAUGAUGUGAAUUGGAAACAAGUUAUCGCAGCAGUCGAAGAUACUAAUUUCAUGAGAUAUUUUGUUGGUAAUUUAACCAAUUCCUCACGAUUAUUUUCAGUUGAUCCUCUAUAAGAAGUCACUUUUGAUUAAUCCCCAGAACUUAUAAGCACUAUUAAAUUCACUCGAGGUUUAACUUGGUUGUCUAUAUCAAAUAUUCGAUUAAGAUAAACUGGUUUAGUUUGGGGAUAUAUUACACCUAGAUUUAGUGCUGGCACUUAUGCUACUGAUGGACUUAAACCAACAAAUAUUUAAAUGAAGUAUUUUGCUAAUUGUCUAAAUCAAUCAAUAAGCUCCAAUUACUAUUUUAUUAAAUAUUAUUCAUCGGAAGUAAUUUAUCUUUCUAGAUAUCUUAGUCAAUUAGUCAUAAUUUCACUGAUUUGUAACCAUCUAAAUGGUACAAUAUAUACCUUAUUGCCACUUAAGAUAGCCCUAGUCUUUGGACUGAAACUUCACCAGUAUAUUCAUUUACUAACAAAACUUUACGCAAACCAUUUGAUGAACCUGCAACAAAAUAUGUAAAAAUUUUAUUAUCUGCAAUUAUAAUUUGGUUAAUUUCAUGA